This is a messenger RNA of Phragmites australis (common reed), 1839 nucleotides long. RefSeq names its product transcription factor PCF3-like. Gene Ontology annotation, molecular function: DNA-binding transcription factor activity; sequence-specific DNA binding. The transcript has a single exon. Gene Ontology annotation, cellular component: nucleus. The record is from RefSeq and is a predicted model, not a curated record. Lineage: Eukaryota; Viridiplantae; Streptophyta; Magnoliopsida; Poales; Poaceae. Bases 468 to 1559 code for a protein of 363 amino acids.
UAUUUUUAUAUUUGCACCAAAGAUUUUCCUAAAAAAUAUAUAGACAUGAUCAACUUGCCAACCCUACCUAACAAAAUUAGAGAGAGGAGAGAGAAGAGAAGAGAGAGAAGAGAGGAGCAAGCAAGAUUAGGCUAGGACCCAACAACAACAAUGGAUUUGCUUAGCAUGGCCGUAGCAUAAUCAAUCAAGCACCCAAUCCUACCUCCUCCGAUCCCUCUCAUCACCAUCCUCCUCCUCUGACCUCUCUCUCUCUCUCUCACUCUCUCUCUCCUCCCAGCCCCACACCUCUGAUCUCCACUCCCCACCCCACACCGCGUGCCGCGCACGUGCACGCUCUCCGCCGCCGCCGCGCCGCCUCCUCCUCCUCUGCUCCGGGGAACCAGCGCCGCUGCCGUUGUUGUUGCAUGAAACGCGCGCGGGAGCGAGAGAGCGAACGUAGCUAGCUAGCUUCUUUUUUUCAAGAAAGCAUGGACGCGCCGUCGAGCAGCACGAGCACGAGCACCAACAGCAGCAGGAGCGCCUCCGAGCAGCACCACCACCACGCGGCGGGGCACCAGCACCAGCCGUUCUACUACGCCGCGCCGGGGGGCACCACCGCCAACGCAGCCGGGAUGGGGCCAUUCAUGGGGUCGCUGGCCAUCGUGCCCGCGGCCGCCGCCCGCGCGGGGGAGGCGCAGAUGGCGCCGGCGCCUGGCUCGUCCGGCGCGGAUAAGAAGCAGGCGGUCGUGCCGGCGGCUGCGGCGAAGCGGCCGACCAAGGACCGGCACACCAAGGUGGAGGGGCGCGGGAGGCGGAUACGGAUGCCGGCGCUGUGCGCGGCGCGGGUGUUCCAGCUCACGCGGGAGCUGGGACACAAGACCGACGGCGAGACCAUCGAGUGGCUGCUGCAGCAGGCCGAGCCUGCCAUCGUCGCCGCCACCGGUACAGGCACCAUCCCGGCAAACUUCUCCUCCCUCGCCGUCUCCCUCCGCUCAGGCUCCUCGCACCCCUCCGCCUCCCGUGCCGCGGUCUUCCACCACCUCCAGUCGCAGCAAGAAGUCGCCGCCAUGCUCGGCUGGAACCACCACCAGCAGCAGCAGCUCCCGUCGCCGCCGCCGCCGCAGCAGGCGCCGCAAGAUCCCGGAGCCGGGGAGUUCAUGAGGAAGCGGUACAGGGAGGCCGACGACGACCUGUUCAAGGACACCGCGGCGCGCCAGCAUCACGACGGCGGCGGCCAGGCCGAGCCCGAGGAGCACAAGGCCCGCGCAGCGCCGGCGGCAAUGUGGGCCGUGGCGCCGAACAGCUCCGCUGGCGGCGCCGCCUUCUGGAUGCAGCCCUCGUGGGCGUUCGGCGGUGGGGGCACGGUGCAGGCGCCGCUGCAGUUCAUGUCAACAACAAGAAGCAACAACUUCCCCGGCGGGAUGGACGCCAACAUCGGCAUGCUCGCCGCGCUCAACGCCAGCGGCAGCGUGCAGCAGCACCAUCAGCAGCAGGAUGAGCCGCACCCGCCGGAGAUGGGCCAGCGCCACCGCGGUGGUGCCGGCGCCAACGGCAGCGACGCCGGCCGUAGCGCGCAGUGAGCAAGAACCGAGCCAGCAUCUGAGCAACAAGCUCAAGAGCCAUGGAAUCGCAUGAUGAGAUGCCGAAUGAGCUGUGUUUGCUGGUGGUGCAAGCAUUUGGUGAUUAGGGCAGGCUUAGUGGCUUAAUUAGGUGAUUGCUACUGCCCUAGUUUUUAAUGAAUCAAUUGGUUGUUUAGUUUAUUUUUGGAGGGGAAUAUUUUAGUUUGAUGGUUUGAUUAAUCUAUGAUUGUGUGUAAUGGGAGUGAUGAUUAAAUCAGAAAUGAAAAGAUCAGACUGUCAU